AUAUAUUUUCAUGCCAUCAAAUUUUAAGUUAGAUCACUUUUUUAAAGUAAAUAUGAGUAAGGGUCCAGGUUUAUACCAUGAUAUUGGCAAGAAGGCCAGAGAUGUUCUGUAUGGAGAUUAUGCUCAUCAACCAAGAACCCAUUUUGGUUUCAAGAAUAAUAUAAGGUGGAAUUUUGAUCUCUCCUGUCAAUCUCCAGAUAUUUUGCAAGGAGUAUCAGCAUAUUUCAGAUUUUUAGUACCUGAUUCUGGCAGGGUAGAGCUGAGAUACUUGAAUGAUUAUUUCGGGAUUGCCGCUGGUGCCGGAGUGAGAUCAUAUGAAGAUGGAGUGUUUAGAGGAGAAGGAUAUUACCCUGUUGUAAACGUAUCAGGUGUGGCAGGAAGCACAUUUUUCUCACUCGGGACUGACGUAACCUUCAAUGUAGCAGAAGGUUCAUUCGAAGAGUUCCGAGUUGGUAUGAGCUUCAACAGUCCCUUCAUUCACUCUUCCGUCAAUUUGGACGAUAAACUUGACGCUGUAAAAGCUUCCUGUUACUACUCAUUCAAUCAACUAACAAGGACUGCUGUCGCAGCAGAAUUGAAACAUAAUUUUUCAACAUCAGGAAAAACUACACUUACAUUUGGCGCGCAACAUUCCAUGUUUCCAUACACAUUGAUGAAGGCCCGAAUGAACACUGAUUUCAAAAUGAGUGCACUUUUUAGGCUCGAUUUGUGGAACAAACUCCUCCUUGCUUUCACAGGAGAGAUGAAUAUGAUGGCGUCCGACUCCGACAAGAUCUCCAAAGUUGGAGUUUCUAUGGCUUUCAAUCUCUAGAUCAAAUUCACCUGAAAAACGAGAAAGACAAUAAUUAUGCCAUGUCGAUAAAGUAUGGCAGGCAGAUUAUUUGCUUAUAUGGCUCUGCUAUAUCAAGAUUUAUGUAUAGGUUUCACUUUUAAAAUCCCUUUUCUAAUACUAAACUAAAUAUUGGGAAAAACCAGAAAAGCGAGUGAAAAGUGUAUGCAACAUUCAUUAUAGUACAUUGUUUUAUUUGAUAAGAUAAA
This is a messenger RNA of Mercurialis annua (annual mercury), 1038 nucleotides long. RefSeq names its product mitochondrial outer membrane protein porin of 36 kDa-like. Lineage: Eukaryota; Viridiplantae; Streptophyta; Magnoliopsida; Malpighiales; Euphorbiaceae. Gene Ontology annotation, molecular function: voltage-gated monoatomic anion channel activity. Gene Ontology annotation, cellular component: mitochondrial outer membrane. The record is from RefSeq and is a predicted model, not a curated record. Bases 11 to 811 code for a protein of 266 amino acids. The transcript has 5 exons. Gene Ontology annotation, biological process: monoatomic anion transmembrane transport.